Molecule: messenger RNA, 2147 nt
Organism: Penaeus monodon (black tiger shrimp)
Lineage: Eukaryota; Metazoa; Arthropoda; Malacostraca; Decapoda; Penaeidae
Product: polycomb group protein Psc-like
Exons: 6
Biological process (GO): negative regulation of transcription by RNA polymerase II
Cellular component (GO): PRC1 complex
Molecular function (GO): promoter-specific chromatin binding
Source: RefSeq, a predicted model, not a curated record
GUGUGCUCUCAGAGCUUGGUGCGUGUGUUUCGUGUGGAUUUACGCUCUGGAUUUACCCUGUUUUUAUUCGACUGUCAGAGCCUUUACAUGGGCGCAGCUCCACGCCAGCAUGCGACGUCGCUGAGCGCGGGACCUGAUCGCCGAGACACCAUCAUUGAGGCGGGACCGAGACCGGGGCGGGUGGGCGUGGGUUCGGGCGAGGGCGUAGAAGUCAAGGGGCGUGGCGAGAGUUCCUUCCGCCCGUCGUGAUGAGUCCCCUCCGGCGGGUGAAGCUGACGGAGCUCAACGCCCACCUGGUGUGCGUGCUGUGCUCCGGCUACUUCGUCGACGCCACCACCAUCAUCGAGUGCCUCCACACCUUCUGCAAGACGUGCAUCGUGCGCUACCUGCACACCUCCUCCUUCUGCCCCAUCUGCGAUGUGCAGGUACACAAGACGAAGCCCCUGCUGUCCCUUCGCGAGGACCGAACGCUGCAGGACGUGGUGUUCAAGCUGGUGCCGGGCCUGUUCCACUCGGAGACGCGGCGGCGCCACCACUUCUACAAGGAGCAUCCUGAGGCCGGCGGCGACCGGACGGAGCAGAGCCUUCGCGAGCGGCGCCACUUCUUCCACGUGGACGACCAGAUCUCACUGUCGCUGGAGUACCUCCCGUCGCCGCCCCCGUCGUCCUCCGCCACCCACGCUCAGGUGCAGGCCCACGUGCAGGCGCUGAAGCCCCCCCUCAAACUCAGCAAUGGGCAGCACCUCAAGCCCGUCGCUAAGCAGGAAGCUGGAGGGGGAGGAGGGAGCGUGGAGCAGCAGCAACAGGAGGAGGAGAAGAGCCAGGCCAUAGCGCUGGUGGAGGACAAGGAGUUGGUGAAGGAAGGGCUGGUCAAGAAGGAGGAGGAAGAAACGGACGAUAAAGAAGGUGUUAAUGGGAAGGCGGUGCACAAGCGGUACCUGCGGUGCCCGGCGGCGGUGCAGGUGUCGCACUUGGAGAAGUUCAUCCGCCUCAAGUACAGCCUUCUGCCCACCACGCACAGGGUCGACAUCAUGCACGGCGAGGACUGCCUGAUGGGCGAGCUGACGCUGCUCGACGUGGUGUACAUGUACAAGUGGACGGAGGACGCGCCGCUGCGGCUCCUCUACACGGUCACGGCCAUCCCGCAGUCCCGCAAGCGGCCCAGGAUCAAUGGCACGCGGGCCAUCACCGCCGCCGACUCGGAAGCGCCGUUGCCGAAGCUUCCCCGGACGCAGGCGCCGCAGGAGGUGAGCCAGACCCCACCCGCCGGCUCCUCCGUCAUGCAGGUCCCCGCGAAGCCGCCCUGCGUCCAGGAGCAGGGCGGCGACGAGCCCAUGGAGACCGAGGCGGACGUGAAGGAGGUGCCAAAGACGGACGCCGAGAAGAAGGCGGUCGCGGCGCCGAGCUGCGCGCCUGCGAGCGUGAGCGCCGCGACGCCACCACAGCAGGUGACGGUCGUCGCCACCACGUCCUCCGCCGCCAAGCCACAGGCCGCCCAGGUGGUCGGCGCCGCCCUCACGUCGGCGCCCGUGGCGUCUCGGGGCCGCCCGGCUGUCACCACCACCACGCCGGCCACCACCACUCCCAGGGUGGCCCUGCCGCACCCCCCGAAGGCCCUGCACGCCGCGUCCAGUGCCUCGCCUGGCGCCGCCCCCGUGCCCGCCGUCGCCAGUGCCGGGCUCAACACCACGACCGCCGCCUCCCCCGGCGCCGCGGCCCCCGUGCCCGGGCGAGCGCAGGCCGCCCGCCCCCUCGUCAACGGCAUCGCCGACGCCGCUACCAAGCCGCAGCCGCCGCCGGCCCAGCCCAACAAGGUGCCGCAGCCCAUCAUCCCGACGCGGCCGCGGCUCGGGCGGCCGCCCAACGCCUCCCGCAUCGCGGCGGUCAACAUGAAGCCGCCCGGCCCGAGGCUGGGCGAGGCGCGGCACCCCCGCCCCCCCGCGCCGAGCGCCAAGAUGGUGCCACAGCCGCCGGCGGGCGCCGGCAGGGGCAGCCCCACCGUGUCCGCCAGCCUCAGCGUCCAGAGCCGCCUGAUCAGCAUCAGCGGCCCGCCCGUCCGGCCCCACACGGCCAAGGUGUCCGUCAAGCGCCCCGGCGACGGCAGGGCGAGCGAGGCCGGCGCCGCCCCGCAGGAGGGCCCGGCGACC